Messenger RNA from Lontra canadensis (Northern American river otter), 1089 nucleotides. RefSeq names its product enkurin, TRPC channel interacting protein (gene ENKUR). Lineage: Eukaryota; Metazoa; Chordata; Mammalia; Carnivora; Mustelidae. Gene Ontology annotation, molecular function: calmodulin binding. The record is from RefSeq and is a predicted model, not a curated record. The coding region runs from base 169 to 939 and encodes 256 amino acids. The transcript has 5 exons. Gene Ontology annotation, cellular component: acrosomal vesicle.
UCUCGAGAGAAAGCUGCUAAGAAGAGGUCAAAGGGGAAUUAGGUGAAAGAGAGAAACCUUAGUUCUGUGAGAAGACAAAAGUAGGAAAGGAAAGGGGUAACAGUGAAGAAAGAGCGAGAUAUUGGUAUAGUGAGAAAAAAAUAUUUUUAAGCGGUCAUUUUGGUGGCCAUGGAUACAACUUGCUUUUCUGAAAGCAUUUAUAACCUCAUACCCAUUGACUGGAAGGAGCCUCCCCAGCCUCCUAGGUACAUAUCCAUUUUUAAGACAUCUGUAAAAGAGGACAUGCAAAAACAUAAAACUGCAAUGAAGACUAUGGGACCACCAAAAGUUGAAGUACCUUCUCCGAAGGAUUUCCUGAAGAAACAUUCAAAGGAAAAAAUUCUACCACCUCAAAAAAAGUUUGAUCGGAAUGAGCCCAAAAAGCCUCCCGUGCCACUGAGGACUGAGCAUCCGGUCAUGGGAAUACAGAGUGAAAAAAAUUUUAUAAAUACAAAUGCAGCCGAUGUCAUCAUGGGAGUGGCUAAAAAGCCUAAGCCAAUUUAUGUUGACAAAAGAACUGGAGACAAGCAUGAUCUUGAAACCUCUGGACUAGUUCCAAAAUACAUCAAUAAAAAGGAUUAUGGCGUCACACCAGAAUAUAUAUGUAAGCGAAAUGAGGAAGUUAGGAAAGCCCAAGAAGAAUAUGAUAAUUAUAUCCAGGAAAACCUUAGGAAAGCAGCUAUGAAAAGGCUGUCUGAUGAAGAAAGAGAGGCCGUUCUGCAGGGGCUGAAGAAGAACUGGGAGGAGGUGCAUAAGGAGUUUCAGUCCCUCUCGGUGUUCAUCGACUCCAUCCCAAAGAAGAUCCGCAAGCAGAAGCUGGAAGAAGAAAUGAAGCAACUGGAACAUGACAUCGGUGUCAUCGAAAAGCACAAAAUUAUUUACAUCGCCAAUAAGAAGUAAUAGAUUUAAAAAAAAAAUAGAGUCAUUUUAACAUAGGGGGAAAAGGUGAAACUUUGCCUUUCAAAGGGGAAAAUACUAUGAAGAGAAUAAAAAUAGUUUUGACCAAAAUGCUGAGGCAAUGAUUAAAGGGUAAGCGAAUUAUUCUACUGA